Molecule: messenger RNA, 646 nt
Organism: Erigeron canadensis
Lineage: Eukaryota; Viridiplantae; Streptophyta; Magnoliopsida; Asterales; Asteraceae
Product: 60S ribosomal protein L31-like
Exons: 3
Coding region: 127-489 (120 amino acids)
Biological process (GO): cytoplasmic translation
Cellular component (GO): cytosolic large ribosomal subunit; ribosome
Molecular function (GO): structural constituent of ribosome
Source: RefSeq, a predicted model, not a curated record
AUGAAACCCUAAACAAGGCAGGGGGUAGGGUUUUAUUAUUAUUGGGAUACUAUCUCGUCAUUUCAGCGCCUCUGUCAUUCUUCACUCCCAAACAGGUAAGUGUUAAGGAAAGGAAGGUAAAAAAAGAUGGUUGAGAAAACAAAAGGAAGAAAAGAAGAGGUUGUUACCAGGGAGUACACCAUUAACCUUCACAAGCGUCUUCAUGGAUGCACAUUCAAGAAGAAGGCACCCAAGGCCAUCAAGGAGAUCAAGAAGUUUGCCCACAAGGCCAUGGGUACAACUGAUGUGAGAGUGGAUGUCAAGCUAAACAAGCACAUCUGGAGCCGAGGUAUCAGAAGUGUCCCAAGGAGAGUCAGAGUCCGAAUCGCAAGGAAGAGGAACGAUGACGAAGAUGCUAAGGAAGAGCUCUACUCACUUGUCACAGUUGCAGAGAUCCCUACUGAAGGGUUGAAGGGGCUUGGAACAAAGAUCAUCGACGAUGAUGAGUGAUUAAUCAAAACCAACCUUUUUGAAAUACCAUGCAGAGCUUAGUUUUUUAUAUCCGUGUUAUCUUUGUUUGGAUUCUACUAUUUACAGUUGGAUUCUACUAUUUACAGUUCCCAUGACUCUAUCUACCGUUUGUUGGGCUAUAUAACCUUUUGCUGAA